Molecule: messenger RNA, 1794 nt
Organism: Colossoma macropomum (tambaqui)
Lineage: Eukaryota; Metazoa; Chordata; Actinopteri; Characiformes; Serrasalmidae
Gene: fam151a
Product: family with sequence similarity 151 member A
Exons: 8
Coding region: 16-1794 (592 amino acids)
Source: RefSeq, a predicted model, not a curated record
ACAAGGUCCAGCAAAAUGGAAGAGAAAAAGGACGAAAGAGAAGAAAACAAACAGGAUGAGGGAGAGAGUGAAGAGAAGGGAGCGAAGACUGUACUGGGGAUUUUCAGCAGGCAGCAGUUCAUCAUGCUGUGUGUUGGAGUUGGUCUACUUCUGCUGCUCAUCGUCAUCACUGUGACCUCAGUGCUUCUGACCAGGAACUCAGGAUCAGGAGGCUCGGAGACCAUGGUGUCGUUCCCUACAGAUGGAGAUAUGCUGGAAUUUCUCCUCCAAAAUGGAGAGAUUCAGGAGAAGGAUGGGCUCUAUGCCACAUGGUAUCACGCUGCAAACAGCAAAGCCGAAAUGAACGAAGCUCUGAAGAGUGAUGUCAUGAUUCUGGAGGCUGAUGUGAACGUUGAAGGCCAUGACACCGUCAACGAAACCAACAUUCCAAUCAUGGCCCAUCCACCAGACGUCUACAGCGACAACACUUUGGAAGAGUGGCUUGAUGCUGUACUCAAAUCUAAGAAAGGAAUAAAGCUGGACUUUAAAAGUCUUCAGUCUGUAGAACCCUCACUCGAUCUUCUGAGGAUCAAGAAUCAAACCGGAAUAAACCGUCCUGUAUGGAUAAAUGCUGAUAUUCUUCCGGGCCCAAAUGUUCCUAGUUUCUGGCCUGUGGUCAACGCAACUCGGUUCCUGGACCUCAUCCAGAAGAAGUUUCCAGAUGUCACCAUUUCACCAGGCUGGAAGGUUCUUUACAUUCCCCUCUUCCCCAAUGUGACAUACACCCAGGCCAUGGUGGAGGAAAUGUAUGACACUGUCAAACACCUUCCCCAGAAAAUCACCUUUCCUGUUUUGGCAGUCAUGGUCAAGAAUGGAUGGCCACAUCUCAGCUGGCUCCUCAGCCAGUCUUCCAGGUUCAGUUUGACCUUGUGGCAGGGGGAGGACAACCCAACUCUGAAUGACCUUCUCUUCAUCAGGGACAACAGCAACCCUCAGCGCAUCUAUUACGACAUCUAUGAGCCUGUGCUGUCCCAGCUCAAAGAGGCUGCCAAGCAGAAAGACAGAGCCAGAAGGUUCUACCCAGGUGGGGACAUAGUGGACUAUUUCAAGCCUGCGAACAGCGAUGGCCUAAACAUCCUGUGGGAGACUGUGACCAAUAGAGACUCUCUGCUCUCUUUACUCGAAGACAGCCCUGGUGGGAUGAUUGUGAUUCCGGUAAUAUCUGGCUCAGGAACGCCAAAGAUUCCAGUGGUUGAGGACUCUCAGCCAGAGCUGCCGCUACAAGACUGCUUGGCGCUGAUCUUGGCCUCCAAAAAGCCAUGGGGCAUCUACCUGAGAGUCAAGUCUCAAAGCCAACUGGCCGUCUCACUGCAGUUACUUCGGCAGGCCUACGAUAACGACCUACUGUACCACCCAACCUGGGUCAACAUGGAUGUGGCUCAUGGAGCCUUCAGCGUUCGAGGCUAUAUCACAGGCCAGGAGUUUCUGAGGACCAUUGACCAGAACUUUCCGUAUGUGACUAUAGCUCCGAGUUGGCCUCCAGAGGUUCUUCAUCAGGGUUACACACCCCAGCUGGUGGAGGACAUGUUAGAGCUUUUCCAGGGAACCUGGCAGGACGUCUCACUGCAGCUGCAGGCUGACCAUCUGGAGAGGUCAAAGGAUGGACUUGGAAGGCUACUUCAAAGCCAGUCACGUUUUUCUCUUACAGUGGAGCACAAGGCAGGGAAGGAAGAACUUAAAGAUGGAACCCAGAGUUUGACGUCCGUCCAUGAAUGGAAUAAACAGAGAACCUUUUACAACAUACCGAAAGCAUAG